This is a messenger RNA of Camelina sativa (false flax), 4163 nucleotides long. RefSeq names its product leucine-rich repeat receptor-like serine/threonine-protein kinase At1g17230. Gene Ontology annotation, molecular function: protein binding; ATP binding; protein kinase activity. Lineage: Eukaryota; Viridiplantae; Streptophyta; Magnoliopsida; Brassicales; Brassicaceae. The record is from RefSeq and is a predicted model, not a curated record. Gene Ontology annotation, biological process: protein phosphorylation.
UGUGUAUAUGUGAAGUGGCUUUAACGGUCAACGAUAGAAAUGAUGAGUUCACAGACUCCAACGCUCUCUUCUCACCCAUCACCAAGAAAUUAAAACAAAAAAAGCAAACAGGUGCACUUAAAAAGAUCAUUGUCCUGAAUCAUCCUUUUUCACGUGUCGUCUUCAUCAAAUCCUCACCGUCACAACAACCAAGAUCCUCUGUUUUCUUCGAUUGACAACCCAGAGAAACACUAAAAAGGAUCCCUACAUUUUUAUUCAAUGGAUUUGUACUACAAAACCAGAUCACCAUCACGUGAUUUGAAACCACUAGCAGCUCAAAAAUAUGGUGAACCAAAUCGGAGAAAGAGACGAUGUCGUCGACAAAGAGAAUUAAAACAGAGUUGACUUCUUGAAGAGACAGAGAAAACAGAAACCUUUCCAAAGUGUUUUGCAGAUAGUCUUUCUUGAUCAAUCAAAGCCAGUCUGUAAUUUUCUCAAUCUCAAUCUAAUCUUUUUUUGUCCUCGUAGCCAAAACCAUUCCGUGACUGCCCCCCCAAAUCGACGUUUCUUUUCGUUUCUUCCUGAUGUUUUCGGAGAUCACUCUGUGUUCUUACCAAAGCUAACUUGUAAAAACAUGAGAGGAAGUAUCUGUUUCCUGGCAAUAGUGGUUCUCUGUUCUUUCUCUUUCAUCUUUGUGAGAUCCUUAAACGAGGAAGGGCGUGUUCUUCUGGAGUUUAAAGCUCUUCUUAACGACUCCAAUGGCUAUCUGGCAAGGUGGAAUCCGUUGGAUUCAAAUCCCUGCAACUGGACCGGAAUCGCGUGUACCAGUCUCAGAACUGUAAGUUCUGUUGAUCUAAAUGGGAUGAAUCUUUCAGGUACACUAUCUCCUCUCAUAUGCAAGCUUAAUGGUUUGAGAAAACUGAAUGUUUCCACCAACUUCAUCUCUGGUCCGAUCCCUCGAGAUUUAUCUCUCUGUCGAAGCCUAGAAGUUCUUGAUCUCUGCACAAAUAGGUUCCACGGAGUAAUACCAAUUCAGCUAACCAUGAUCAUCACUCUUAUGAAGCUGUAUCUAUGCGAGAAUUAUCUUUUCGGUUCGAUCCCUAGACAAAUUGGUAGUUUGAGUUCGCUCCAAGAGCUUGUGAUCUAUAGCAACAAUCUCACCGGUGUAAUCCCUCCUUCCAUGGGGAAAUUGAGACAGCUGCGGGUCAUUAGGGCAGGGCGGAACACGUUUUCGGGUGUGAUUCCGUCUGAAAUCAGCGGAUGCGAGAGCCUAAAGGUACUUGGACUAGCAGAGAAUCUUCUUGAAGGUUCUCUUCCUAAGCAGCUCGAGAAGCUUCGCAAUCUUACUGAUUUGAUACUCUGGCAAAACCGUCUAUCCAGCGAGAUACCUCCUUCAGUAGGAAACAUCACCAGUCUGGAGGUGCUUGCGCUCCACGAAAACUACUUCACAGGAUCAAUUCCAAGAGAUAUUGGGAAGCUCACAAAGAUGAAAAGGCUGUACCUUUACACAAACCAGUUAACCGGAGAGAUACCUCGUGAAAUAGGCAACUUGACAAAUGCAGUUGAGAUAGAUUUUUCCGAGAAUCAGUUAACAGGUUUCAUCCCGAUAGAGUUCGGUCAGAUCCUGAAUCUCCGAUUACUUCAUCUUUUUGAGAACAUCCUUGGAGGUCCAAUUCCUAGGGAGCUUGGGGAAUUGACACUGUUGGAGAAGCUAGACUUGUCUAUCAAUAGACUAAACGGUACUAUCCCACAAGAGCUUCAGUUCCUAACUUACCUUGUGGAUUUGCAACUUUUUGACAACCAGCUUGAAGGGACGAUUCCUCCUCUAAUCGGUUUCUAUAGCAAUUUUUCUGUUCUUGAUAUGUCUGCCAAUUCUCUGUCUGGUUCAAUUCCCGCCCACUUCUGCAGAUUUCAGAAGCUAAUACUUCUGAGUCUUGGUUCAAACAAGUUAUCAGGAAACAUCCCUCGUGAUCUGAAAACCUGCAAGUCACUGACAAAGCUAAUGUUAGGCGAUAACCAGCUAACAGGAAGCCUUCCCGUUGAAUUAUUUAAUCUUCAGAACCUUACUGCAUUAGAGCUUCACCAAAACUGGUUAUCAGGGAAUAUAUCUGCAGACCUGGGAAAGCUGAAGAAUUUAGAAAGACUGCGUCUUGCUAACAACAAUUUUACUGGUGAAAUUCCUUCAGAGAUUGGGAGUCUCACAAAGAUUGUUGGCUUAAACAUCUCCUCCAAUCAGCUCACUGGUCACAUCCCUAAAGAGUUGGGGAGUUGUGUCACUAUCCAGAGGCUUGACCUUAGUGGCAACAAGUUUUCCGGGUACAUAGCAGAAGAGCUUGGUCAGUUGGUCAAUUUAGAGAUUUUGAAAUUGUCUGAUAAUAGAUUGACCGGAGAAAUUCCUCAUAGCGUUGGAGAUCUUACUCGGCUCAUGGAGUUACAACUAGGAGGCAAUCUCUUGUCUGGAAACAUUCCAGUGGAGCUUGGAAAGUUAACCUCUCUGCAAAUCUCCCUCAACAUUAGUCACAAUUAUCUCUCAGGUAUGAUUCCAGACAGUUUAGGAAAUCUACAAAUGUUGGAGAUACUUUACCUCAACGACAACAAGCUUUCAGGUGAGAUCCCUGCAUCAAUCGGGAAUCUCAUGAGCCUCCUCAUCUGCAAUAUCUCAAACAAUAACUUGUUAGGAACAGUACCAGACACAGCAGUGUUUCAGCGGAUGGAUUCAUCGAACUUUGCUGGAAACCACGGUUUGUGUAACUCUCAGAGAACCCACUGCCAACCACUUGCCCCAAAUUCUGAUUCGAAGAUAAAUUGGUUAAUGAACGGUUCGAAAAGGCAAAAGAUCUUGACAAUCACUUGUCUUGUGAUCGGCUCGGUUUUUCUUAUCACUUUCCUUGGUAUCUGUUGGGCCAUAAAGCGGCGAGAACCAGCCUUUGUUUCUCUUGAGGAUCAAACAAAACCGGAUGUCAUGGACAGCUACUAUUUCCCUAAAAAAGGUUUCACAUAUCAAGGCCUUGUGGAUGCAACCAGAAACUUCUCCGAAGACGUGGUUUUAGGGAAAGGAGCGUGUGGAACGGUCUACAAAGCUGAAAUGUCAGAUGGCGAGGUGAUAGCCGUGAAGAAACUAAACUCUCGCGGCGAAGGAGCUAGUUCUGAUAAUAGCUUCAGAGCUGAGAUAUCAACACUUGGAAAGAUAAGACACAGGAAUAUUGUGAAGCUAUAUGGUUUCUGCUAUCACCAGAACUCAAAUCUUCUCUUGUAUGAGUACAUGUCAAAAGGAAGCCUCGGCGAACAACUACAGCGAGGAGGUGAGAAAAACUGCUUGUUGGAUUGGAAUGCUCGGUACAGAAUCGCCCUCGGCGCUGCAGAGGGUCUGUGUUACCUCCAUCAUGAUUGCAGACCUCAAAUAGUUCACCGCGACAUAAAAUCGAACAACAUUCUUCUUGAUGAACUGUUCCAGGCUCAUGUUGGAGAUUUUGGCCUGGCUAAGUUGAUUGACCUCUCUUACUCAAAGUCCAUGUCAGCGGUUGCAGGCUCUUACGGAUACAUCGCUCCAGAAUAUGCUUACACGAUGAAGGUGACAGAGAAAUGUGAUAUCUAUAGCUUUGGAGUAGUGCUUUUGGAGCUAAUAACAGGAAAGCCCCCAGUUCAACCGCUGGAGCAAGGAGGGGAUCUAGUCAAUUGGGUUAGAAGAUCAAUCCGUAACAUGGUUCAAACCAUUGAAAUGUUUGAUCCGAGGCUGGAUAGAAAUGAUAAGAGAACGGUUCAUGAGAUGUCUCUUGUCCUAAAGAUUGCACUGUUCUGCACCAGCAAUUCUCCGGCUAGUAGACCAACGAUGAGAGAAGUUGUGGCAAUGAUUAUCGAAGCUCGGGGAUCAACUAGUCUCUCUUCCUCGUCAAUUACAUCAGAAACUCCUCUAGACGAAGCAAACUCCUCCAAAGGUAUUGACUUUGUUGUAUCACCUUAAAGUCAGCAAAAAAAUCCAGUUCAGUCAAACAGUGGAAAAUAGGAUGUUGACUCUCUGAUUCACAAAUUCACAAUGAUAUCUGCAGUUAUUAGAUAAACCAACACAUUGUUCAGAAACAUUGCAGAACAUGUAAAGCAUCUAUUUUGCAAAAGAAGAAAACCAGAGUCCAAGAACAGAUAAGCCGCUAAGAUCUUUCUUAAAGGAAAAUAUAAUUAGUUCUACA